Molecule: messenger RNA, 1077 nt
Organism: Blastomyces dermatitidis ER-3
Lineage: Eukaryota; Fungi; Ascomycota; Eurotiomycetes; Onygenales; Ajellomycetaceae
Product: peroxin 7
Exons: 2
Coding region: 1-1077 (358 amino acids)
Biological process (GO): protein import into peroxisome matrix
Cellular component (GO): peroxisomal matrix; cytosol
Molecular function (GO): protein binding
Source: RefSeq, a predicted model, not a curated record
AUGCUUGAGUUCCGUACAGAGGGAUUCAACGGAUAUGCAGUGAAAUACUCCCCCUUCUUUGACUCCCGUCUUGCGGUUGCUGCAUCCGCGAAUUUUGGCCUUGUUGGAAAUGGCAGGCUCUAUUUUCUCGAUCUAACGCCCAACGGCAUCGUCCCUCUGAAAUAUUUCACAACGCAAGAUUCUCUCUAUGAUAUUGCCUGGUCCGAAAUCCAUGAGAACCAAGCCCUCGUGGGCUCUGGGGAUGGGAGUAUUAAGCUCUUCGAUGCUACGGUGGAUGAGUUUCCUGUCCAAGGAUGGAAGGAACAUUCUCGCGAAGUUUUCUCCGUUCAUUGGAAUUUAGUAGCAAAGGACCGAUUCUGCUCCAGCAGUUGGGACGGAACCGUUAAAAUUUGGUCACCCUCUAGACCUCAGUCACUCUUAACUCUUCCGACGCAUAGCUGCACCUAUUCCGUCGCCUUUUCCCCACACUCCCCAGAUAUCUUAUCCUGCGUCUCUUCAGACUCCCAUGUUCGCGUCUUCGAUUUGCGUACACCCUCCUCUGCAAACAACCAUCUUACAGUACAAAUCCCGAUUCAUGGAGGAGCCUCGGUACCUACGAAACCGGGAUUUCCACCCGCACCUGCCUCAUGUCCUCCAUCAGAGGCCCUGACGCAUGACUGGAACAAAUAUCGACCCUCAGUCCUUGCCACAGCUGGUGUCGACCGAACGAUCCGUACAUUUGACAUCCGUGCUCCGCAACAGGGCCCGCUAUCCGCAAUGAUUGGACAUGAGUAUGCCGUCCGAAAAAUUACCUGGUCACCGCACCUUUCACACGUUCUUUUAAGCGCUAGUUACGACAUGACCUGUCGUGUUUGGAGCGACGGAUCCGAUACCGGAACGCCGGGUGGUGAAGCAGGCUUCAUGCCCGGUGGACUGAGCGCUGGAUCAGGAAUGGGCAGAGAACUGGGGCGCAUGGGGCGCCAUACGGAGUUUGCUACUGGCGUAGAUUGGUGUCUCUUUGGAAGUGAAGGCUGGUGCGCAAGUUGUGGGUGGGAUGAAAGACUCUGUGUUUGGGAUGUAAGAGCGAUCAUGGCUUGA